CUGCCGUUAUCAUUAUUAAAAACCGCCCAGAAUCACCCAAUGUUGGUGGAAUUAAAGAAUGGUGAAACAUACAAUGGUCAUCUAGUGAGCUGUGACAACUGGAUGAACAUCAAUCUAAGAGAAGUUAUCUGUACUUCAAGGGAUGGUGAUAAAUUUUGGAGGAUGCCAGAGUGCUAUAUACGUGGAAGCACAAUUAAAUAUUUGCGGAUUCCUGAUGAGAUUAUUGACAUGGUAAAGGAAGAAGUGAUGUCAAAGGGCAGAGGUCGUGGAGGCAUGCAGCAACAAAAACAGAUGAAGGGUAGAGGAGCCGGUGGAGGUGGGCGAGGUGUCUUUGGAGGGCGAGGCAGGGGCGCCCCUGGUGGAGGAAGGGGCCAGCAAGACAAAAAGCCAGGCCGGCAGUCUGGGAAACAGUGAUGUCUUAAUACUGCUGUCUUCUUGCCAGAGACAUUUGUUUAGUAUUGACUGUAUGGUCACGCCUCAGCUCUGCAAAAUAUUUAAAGUGUUAGCCUUCUGACUCUCAGUACACCAGCAAUUUUUUUUCCUCUUCACCCCUCCCCCUUCCCAUAAUGUAGAACCAGCCUACAGAGGCAAGUUUCCUGCAAGAGGGGACACAAGCCAGAACCAGAUGUCAAAACGUGAGAUUAUUUCCAUUUAUUUCUGUCUGUCUGUGGGAGGUCUUCAUAUCCUAACCUGCAGUUGAACUUAGCCCAUGCCAUUGAAAGGUCAUUUGGGCUAAACUCCAAAAUACAGGGGGUUGGGGUGUGUAGUGAGAAGGGUACACAUCACUUGUAACAACUGUGCAGCAUGAGUAUGGUACCGACUUUUCGACUACACCAAUGCAAACAGUUUGAAGUAAAUGCAUUUGAGCCUCAUUAUUAUUUAAGCACUUCUCUGCUAUUGCUAGAUGAAGGAAACAACUGUAAUGCGAUAUAGGCAUGCCUCUUAAAUAUACGUGAAAUCUUCCAGAACUGUCUAGUGGCUGUUGCAUAUGGGGGAGUUUUUUGUUCAGUUAAAUUACGUUUGCAUAUGAAACGGUUAAAUAACUUUCACAUGUAUGUUUUUGAAGUGUAACACAAUACCCUCUGAAAUGCAGAAUAUAUGCAGCAAUUUGUGACUGGCAUAAUAGAUUUAUAUUCUUUGUUUUGGCUUAUUACAUAAGCCCAAAUCCCAGGAGGGCUGCAGUUUGCUGAAUCGAUGCCCCCAUGGAGAAUAUAAAAAGCACAUUUCUCCACUUGUAUCUGGUUAUGGAAUGUUCUAAAUGAGUAGAGGUUACAGUUCCUCAUUUUCAUUGGAUUUGUGUUCAAAUAUUUUGUUGUAGCCAUGGUUACAAUUCAGUCAAUGAUUUUGCUUUUUUUUUUCCCCUCUCACAGAAAAUUCACAUUUUGUCCCUUAAAGAUUUGGCUAUUUUCUAAAACACUUUUUUUUUUUUUUGUGAUUUAAACACUUAAUAAGCACUUAAAAAUCUGGUUGGCUGCUGUAUUUUUCACUUUUUUUAGAAUGUUAAAUGUUGACCACAUUUUACUGAACAAAAAUGGACAAUAUUAUGAGGAGAUUGGGGGGGUGGUAUUGUGUUUUUUUCUGGAAAACAUUUUCUUGUUACUAAGAGUGUAAGAGUGCCGUGACACUUUUUUUUUUCUUUAAAAUAAAAUAUCAGCAAUGAAAAAUG
Molecule: messenger RNA, 1666 nt
Organism: Xenopus laevis (African clawed frog)
Lineage: Eukaryota; Metazoa; Chordata; Amphibia; Anura; Pipidae
Gene: lsm4.S
Product: LSM4 homolog, U6 small nuclear RNA and mRNA degradation associated S homeolog
Biological process (GO): nuclear-transcribed mRNA catabolic process; RNA processing; mRNA splicing, via spliceosome
Cellular component (GO): nucleus
Molecular function (GO): RNA binding
Source: RefSeq, marked provisional